Juglans regia (Persian walnut) is the source of this 2658-nucleotide messenger RNA. RefSeq names its product protein CNGC15a-like. Gene Ontology annotation, molecular function: voltage-gated potassium channel activity. NCBI's taxonomy places the organism in Eukaryota, Viridiplantae, Streptophyta, Magnoliopsida, Fagales, Juglandaceae. The transcript is spliced from 8 exons. Gene Ontology annotation, biological process: transmembrane transport; potassium ion transport. Bases 302 to 2344 code for a protein of 680 amino acids. The record is from RefSeq and is a predicted model, not a curated record. Gene Ontology annotation, cellular component: membrane.
CCAAUAUGCCUUAACCUGUUUUUCUUUUUCUUUUGGUUCGUCAUACACAACUAUAAAGUUCCAUGAGCUUUACAUUCUCUAACUUAAGCUACAGGUUAAGUCUUUGGCUGAGCAGGAGAUACAGAGGGAAUUUUCUUCAUACCGUGAUCGGCAGACGAAUCCCACCGAUUGAAAGCACAUUUCUGAUAUGUUUCCCAAAUGCCAUGGCUUUGCUGGGUAGAUCAAGAUAUGCAUGCUGUAAGAGUACAUGAUCUUCUCAAAACUGCAAAUCUCCACAUGACCGCCCAAAAAUAGUCUUUUGAUGCGAAUCUACAUGAUCAAUGGUAAACGGACACCUGAUUUGAGCCUGAUGGGGACUAUGAAAGAUUCAACAGGAAAGCCCUUUGGUGGAAGAGUGCUCUCUAGAGUCUUCUCAGAGGAUUAUGAUGUGGUAGAGAAGAUAGUACUGGAUCCAAGAGGAACUUUUGUGGAUAGAUGGAACAAAGUUUUUUUACUGGCUUGCUUGAUUUCACUUUUUGUCGACCCCUUAUUUUUUUACCUACCGGUGGCUUAUGAAGAAGCAUGCAUUGAUGUUAGUGUAUCCCUUGAAGUGACCCUCACAGUCAUUCGGUCCCUGGUUGAUGCAUUUUACAUUGUUCAGAUUGUUGUUCGGUUUCGAACUGCUUAUGUUGCUCCGUCCUCUCGAGUCUUUGGGAGAGGAGAGCUUGUCAUUGACCCUUCAAAGAUUGCUUCAAGAUAUCUUCAUAAAGACUUUUGGCUUCACCUUAUUGCCGCCAUACCCCUUCCGCAGGUGUUGAUUUGGGCUGCAAUCCCAAGCAUAAGAGAUUCGGAAAUGACCCUUUCAAGUGUUGUUCUUCGUUUCCUUAUCAUUUUCCAGUACCUUCUGAGGCUAUAUCUUAUCUUUCCCCUCUCAUCUCAAAUUGUCAAGGCCAAUGGGGUUGUGAUGGCAACAGCAUGGGCUGGAGCAGCAUAUAAUCUGAUGCUCUAUAUGUUGGCAAGUCAUGUUUUAGGAUCUUGUUGGUACCUCUUAUCCCUUCAACGACAACAUGCAUGUUGGAAGAAAGUCUGUAGUCUUCAACAACAAGAUUGCAAAGAGUGGUUUUUUAGUUGCCGUGCAGUGAAUGAAACAAGUAGAAAUGCCUGGUUUAAGACCAGCAACAUCUCAAUUCUUUGUGGUGCAAGUACUGACUUCUUUCAGUUUGGUAUUUAUUCCGACGCAUUGACUGUUGGAGUUACAGCCACAAGUUUUUUAAACAAGUACUACUACUGUCUUUGGUGGGGCCUGAGGAAUCUAAGCUCUUUGGGACAGAAUCUCUUCACCAGCACUUAUAUUGGAGAGAUUAAUUUUGCUGUUAUCAUUGCGAUACUUGGAUUGGUGCUUUUUGCUCUGCUUAUAGGUAACAUGCAGAUGUACCUCCAAUCCACCAUGGUAAGACUGGAAGAGUGGAGGAGUAGGAGAACAGAUGCAGAAGAGUGGAUGCGUCACAGGCAACUACCACAAGAUUUGAAGCAGCGUGUGCGAAGGUAUGAACAAUACAAAUGGGUUGCAACUCGUGGAGUUGAUGGGGAAGCUGUUCUUAAAGGCCUUCCAAUGGAUCUCAGGCGAGAUAUUAAACGCCACCUCUGUCUUGAUCUAGUUCGACAAGUACCACUCUUUGAUCAGAUGGAUGAUAGGAUGCUAGAUGCCAUAUGUGAAAGGCUGAAACCUUACCUAUGCACUCCUGGAACUUGCCUAGUUCGUGAGGGCGAUCCUGUCAUUGAGAUGCUUUUCAUUGUCCGAGGUCGCUUAAAUUCUUACACCACCAAUGGUGGCCGCACAGGGUUCUUCAACUCAUGCUGCAUUGGUGCAGGCGAUUUUUGUGGUGAGGAAUUGCUAACCUGGGCCCUGGACCCUCGUCCAAAUGUUCUGCUUCCCUCGUCUACACGAACUGUGGAAGCUAUCACUGAAGUUGAAGCUUUUGCUCUCGUUUCUGAGGAUUUGAAGUUUGUAGCAGCCCAAUUCCGAAGGUUGCAUAGCAAGCAACUCAGGCACACAUUUAGGUUCUACUCGCACCAGUGGAGAACAUGGGCUGCCUGCUUUAUUCAGGCAGCUUGGUUUCGAUAUAAAAGACAUAAAGAAGCAGCUGAGCUCAAGAAAAUGGAGAUUCUAAAGACCUCUGUGCCCAAAUCUGCAGUAGAAGAGAGUGCAUCAUUGCCUCCACACUGCACAGGGUUUACCAUAUAUGCAGCAAAACUGGCAGCAAGCACUAGGAGAGGUGGAAGCAUGCGGCGUGCCUCAGAAUUUGACAUUCUAAGCUCAUUACAGAAGCCAGUUGAACCUGACUUUACCAUGGAAGAUAGGUAAAGAAAAAGCCUCCUACAUCAGUAAGCACUGGUAAGGGUGUAAAUGUAUUUAGAUAUGUUGCAUAAUAUCUUGCCAUUCUGCAGGUUACAAAACUUGCAAUUUUGGCAAAGCCUCAGUAGUAAAGUCUUUCCAUUGAUCAUUUUUUAGUUAACGUUGUCUUUAGGAUUUUGGCCCAAGCUAGUAGUUCAUUAGUAGCCCAAUUAUAUGUAUGCUCCAGGACCAGCUUACAGCUGCAAUUAAGGUUAUUAAGAUUACACAUCCAUGAAUGUAAAACUAAGUGUGCAAUAAUAUACAAAAUUUGAUUUGAUCGGUUA